CCCAACACGCAGGCACGCAUCACGCGAGGGAGGCCGAACGGACGGAGAUGCGUCGCGCGACUCCACGCACACGUUCACUCCUUAUAAUUCCCGAAACAAAAACCGUUGGUUGGAUGUAUUCUGUUCCAAGUCAAGACUGCAUAAUUGACAUCAGCGGAAGCAGUAAAGACGCUAACGUAUUGUUUCGGGCAUGACAUGGAUCCCAUGGUCCAGUAGCCUCCGUAGGGAGGUUUUCAGUCUUUUCUUUGAAAAAUGUUAAUGUCCUAACAUGUCUGUCCCGCCGUGUAAUCGCCGUCGCUGGCUGCUGCUAUACCUGCGUGUCGUCCAAUCAAAAUCAAUCCAACCAAGUACCUCUGGUGACCUCUGCUGAGAAGUCAAGGCUGUCGAUCGAGUCAGGCACGAGCUCGUGGUGAAGCAGCAAUGGCAGGGCCUGCAGUACUGCUACUGCAGCUAUGGCUGGCAGUGGCAGUCAAGGUUCUUCCACUGGCAGCAGCGGCGCCGGGUUGCCGGCGGCGGUGCGGCAACGUGACCGUCCGGUACCCCUUCGGCAUCGGGGACGCACGCUGCCACCGCGGCGAGGGCCGUGGAUUCCGGCUCGACUGCGACGACAGCCGCCGCCCGCCGCGCCUGACCGUGGCCGGCUACGGCCACGAGGUGGUGGCCAUCUCGCUCCCUGCCGCCGAGGCCACCGUGCUGCUCAACGCCAGCCGCGCCUGCUACGACGACGACGACAACCGUACCUCCUCCCGUCGUCGCUACGACGAGCACCCGAUGGCUCUCAACGGCAGCGCCUUCCUCUUCUCCUCCAUGAAGAGCAAGUUCGUGGCCAUCGGCUGCCCGGACCUCGCCUACUUCGUGGACGGCGGAGGGUACUACGUCACCGGGUGCAUGUCGGUGUGCCGGCCGUCGGAGCGCGCGCUGCCGGGCUCGUGCCGCGGGGGCGACGGCUGCUGCCAGAGCAACAUCCCCCUGGGGCUCGACUCCUACCGGCCCUACAUCCGAAGCUUCGGCGGCCGGCGCCAGCAGCAGCAAGGGACGACGACGUUCAUGGCCAAUUCCACGCGCUGCGCCUACGCGUUCAUGGUGGACGCGUGGUGGUUCUGGUACGCGGGGUCCCGCUUCAACAGGACGGGCGACUUCGCCGUGCCCGUCGUGCUGGACUGGGCCAUCAGAGACGCCCCGAGCUGCGCCGCCGCCGCCGCCGCUCACGCGUGCCUCAGCGCGCACAGCGUGUGCCUCGACUCGGCCAACGGCCCGGGCUACGUCUGCAACUGCUCCAGCGGGUUCCAGGGGAACCCCUAUGUCCUCGGCGGCUGCCAAGAUGUUGAUGAAUGCGCGCGCAGUGAUCUGUACCCGUGCUACGGUGUCUGCGUCAACACGCCAGGAAGCCACGUCUGUACAUGCCCCAAUGGACGGAGCGGGAACGCCACCGUGCAGGAUGGUUGCAACCCCAAAGACGAAUUCACGCUAGCACUCAAAGCCGUCACAGGAGUAAGCAUAGGCGUGUUCCUGGUGCUCCUGGCAUGCUUCUCGGCGUACCUGGGUCUUCAGAAGAGGAGGAUGCUGAAAGCGAAGCAGAGGUUCUUUGAGCAGAACGGUGGUCUCCUCCUGCAGCAGCAGCUGGGUUCCCUGGCCAGCUCCGGCGUCUCAUUCAAGAUCUUCUCCGAGGACGAAAUCAAGAGGGCCACCGGCUCCUUCGACGACGCGCGGGUCCUCGGCCGGGGAGGCAACGGUGUCGUCUACAGGGGCGUCCUCGUCGACGGCUCUACCGUGGCCAUCAAGAAGUCGAGGGUGGUGGAUGAGAAGCAGCUCAAGGAGUUCUCCAAGGAGAUGCUAAUACUCUCUCAGAUCAACCACAGGAACGUCGUCAAGUUGCUCGGCUGCUGCCUGGAGGUGGAGGUGCCCAUGCUGGUCUACGAGUACGUCCCAAACGGCAGCCUCCACCGUUAUCUCCACGGCAGCAGCGAGGGCAUGGGCGAGCCUAUGCCGGCCGGGGAGCGCCUCCGCAUCGCGGCCGAGUCAGCUCACGCGCUCGCAUAUAUGCACUCGUCAGCGUCACCCCCGAUCCUGCACGGCGACGUCAAGUCGGCCAACAUCUUGCUCGACGGCGAGCUCGCGGCCAAGGUGUCCGACUUCGGCGCGUCGAGGCUCGCGCCCCUCGACGUGGCCCAGGUGGCGACGCUGGUCCAGGGAACCUGCGGGUACCUCGACCCGGAGUACCUGCUGACGUGCCAGCUGACCUGCAAGAGCGAUGUGUACAGCUUCGCGGUGGUGCUGCUGGAGCUCCUCACCGGGAGGAAGGCGUUCUGGCCGGACGGCCCGGAUGAGGAUGACACUAGCCUCGCCUUCUCCUUUGUCACGGCUGUGCAGGGCGGACGGCACCAGGAGAUCAUGGACGCACAUGUCAGGGACAAACUCGGGGUCGAGGUGCUUGACGAUGCCGCCCAACUGGUCAUACGGUGCCUGAGCUUGGCUGGCGAGGACAGGCCGACCAUGAAGGAGGUCGCCGACAAGAUCGAGGCACUGAGAAUCCGCGCCUGCAGACAGUAGGCAGCUCUGUGUUCCCUUUCUUUGGGAAUUUAUAAGGAGCAAAAGUUCGUCAUGUAGUCUCGAAACGAACGCUCUACUACUGAUGGUCCAAUCAGGAAGACGGUUGCGACCGUGUCAUGUUCUGCGGUCAACUUUUAGUGUGACAAUGUCAACUUGCAAGUGACAAUUUUAGAAACUUGGCAGUGACAACUUUAAUUAUGGCGGUGAGACAACUUUAGUUCUAACUAGUUAGGAGCGAUCGUUCGCUCCCUAUGUGUUCCCAAUUCACAUGUUAGCAUUA
This is a messenger RNA of Brachypodium distachyon (stiff brome), 2830 nucleotides long. Its product is annotated as wall-associated receptor kinase 1. Gene Ontology annotation, molecular function: calcium ion binding; polysaccharide binding; protein serine/threonine kinase activity. The transcript is spliced from 3 exons. Gene Ontology annotation, biological process: protein phosphorylation; cell surface receptor signaling pathway. The record is from RefSeq and is a predicted model, not a curated record. NCBI's taxonomy places the organism in Eukaryota, Viridiplantae, Streptophyta, Magnoliopsida, Poales, Poaceae. The coding region runs from base 421 to 2550 and encodes 709 amino acids. Gene Ontology annotation, cellular component: plasma membrane.